Molecule: messenger RNA, 228 nt
Organism: Colletotrichum orchidophilum
Lineage: Eukaryota; Fungi; Ascomycota; Sordariomycetes; Glomerellales; Glomerellaceae
Exons: 1
Coding region: 1-228 (75 amino acids)
Source: RefSeq, a predicted model, not a curated record
AUGUUUACUAUCCCCGCCAUCCCCCCACUCUCCCACUGCAUUCUCCUUUGGGGGCUUGUGCCCGCGCUAAGGAUGGCGAUCGAGCGCUUGCUCCGACACGUCUUUGGCGUAGAGGAGCUUCGGCACCCCGAAACCAUUGUCGUCGUCGUACUCGUCGCGAGGUGGUUGACCGAUUACAUUGUGGAUUUCAUCCGCACUGUCAUCGAGUUCAUCUAUCUCGCACCUUAG